Messenger RNA from Neoarius graeffei (lesser salmon catfish), 3399 nucleotides. It is a transcript of the gene grip2a, whose product is annotated as glutamate receptor interacting protein 2a. Gene Ontology annotation, biological process: neurotransmitter receptor transport, endosome to postsynaptic membrane. The transcript is spliced from 25 exons. The record is from RefSeq and is a predicted model, not a curated record. Lineage: Eukaryota; Metazoa; Chordata; Actinopteri; Siluriformes; Ariidae. Gene Ontology annotation, molecular function: protein binding.
AUGUGGCGGCUGAGUUGCAGCAUCAAUCCCAAAUGCUUUCCUGAUGGAGUUUCCUCUUCUGUCAGCUCAGUGAAGAAGGGAUCAGGUGGAGGAGUGAAGGGGAAGAGGAGGGUGUUCUUCUCGCUGCGCUGUCGCAUGGGAGUCAUCAAAGGAAGAGUGAAAGAUGAUGGCCCUUAUUCAAAAGGGAAUAAAGACUGUGCAGCCAACGACAGCAGUGUGGUCUCAAAGAGACGCAGCAUUCCAGAUGAGAUUCGAGGUCUAACCACAGUAGAGCUGAUAAAGAGAGAAGGCUCCAGUCUCGGACUCACUAUCUCUGGAGGCUCGGACAAAGAUGGCAAGCCUCGAGUGUCAAACCUUCGACCAGGAGGCCUGGCAGCCAGGAGUGACCAGCUGAACAUGGGCGACUACAUCAAGUCAGUGAACGGCAUCAACCUGUCCAAGCUACGGCAUGACGAGAUCAUUAGCAUGCUGAAGAACAUUGGAGAGAGGGUGGUGCUGGAGGUCGAGUACGAGCUGCCUCCUCUCGCUCCCAGAAGUCCGAGCAGCAUCAUCUCCAAAACCAUCGAGGUGUGUUUGGAAAAAGAAGGCAACAGUUUUGGCUUCGUGCUCCGAGGUGGGUUUCAUGAGGACUGGCAUAAGGCUCGUCCUCUAGUGGUGACCUAUGUUAGACCCGGGGGUCCUGCGGACAGGGAGGGGACUCUGCGUGUCGGGGAUCGGGUAUUGAGUGUCAACGGUGUUGCUUUAAACCGACGGAAACAUGCCGAUGCUCUCACUCUGCUCAUGCAGAGCAGUCAGGAAGCUUAUUUCCUCAUUGAGUAUGACAUCAAGGUUAUGGAGUCAGUGCAGCAGUCUUCAGGUCCCCUGCAGGUGGAGAUCAUGAAGAGUGCAGGUUCUGUACUGGGACUGAGCCUCACUACUGCCCUCUACAGGAACAAACACGUCGUUACCAUCCAGAAAAUCAAACCUGCCAGUGUCGCAGAGAGGUGUGGUGCUCUACAUGUAGGUGAUAUUCUCUUGGCUAUAGAUGGCAUGAGCACUGAGCACUGCUCUUUAAUGGAAGCUCAGCAGCUGCUGGCCAACUCCUCAGAGGUCACCAAACUCGAGAUCCUGCCUUCUCCACAUAGCCUACAUGACACGGUGCGUGUCCAGAGGAGCAGCCAGCGUCAGUGGGAAUCUGGUGUGAACUACCUCAGUGCCCCUGCACCCACCCACAGCAAAACCCCAUCAACCUGGAGCAACACCACCCCUUCACCCUCCCGCUGCACACGUGAGUCAUCAGGCAGCUCGUCUCAGACAUCAGGCUUUCACAGCGCUAAGAGCGGUUCUGUGUAUCCAAGCCCAAACCCCUGCAGUACUCUGCCUUCGUACCCCUCGAGCCCACGCAGCACCGCCAGCAGGAGGAAACCCAGGAGAGCCGAGCACAAGAGCUCAUUGUCCCUCUCCAGCACGGUGGGUGUUGGUGGUCAGGUGGUGCACAUUGAGAAUAACGAGGUGGUGCUGAGAGGAGACCCGCUCACGGGCUUCGGCCUGCAGCUCCAGGGAGGAGUGUUUGCCACAGAGCCUCUGUCUGCACCCGCCUGUAUCCGGUUCAUAGAGCCAGACUCACCUGCUGAAAGGUGUGGAGUGCUGCAGGUUGGAGACAGAAUCUUGUCUAUAAAUGGAAUCCCAACUGAUGAUGGAACGCUCGAGGAGGCCAAUCAGCUUCUUCGAGAUGCCGCACUGUCCAAUCAGGUCACUCUAGAAGUCGAGUUUGAUGUUGCAGAAUCUGUAAUCCCGAGCAGUGGUACGUUUCACGUGAAGCUGCCCAAGAGGCGUGGGGUGGAGGUGGGCAUUACUAUCAGUGCCAGUAAGAAGCCAGGCCGGCCUCUGAUCAUCUCUGAGAUAAAGAGAGGGAGUAUCGCUCACAGAACAGGUACACUGGAGCCUGGUGAUCGUUUGCUAGGUAUAGACAAUGUAAAACUCGAGAACUGUGAAAUUGACGAGGCGAUGGAGGUCCUCCAGCAGGCUGAGGACAUGGUCCGACUGCGCAUUCAGAAAGAUGAGGACAACUUGGACGAGCUGGAGUCAUCCGGCUCUGUGAUUUUCACUGUGGAGCUGAAGAGACAUGGAGGUCCUCUGGGAAUCACCAUUUCUGGCACUGAGGAGCCCUUUAACCCCAUCCUUAUCUCCAGUCUGACCCGUAACGGUCUCGCACACAGGACCGGGGCUCUUCAUGUUGGUGACCGUGUGUUGGCCAUUAAUCAUGUGAGUCUAAAGGGGAAGCCGCUGAGUGAAGCCAUCCAUCUGCUGCAGACUGCUGGAGAUGCUGUGACACUCAAGAUCAAAAAACGAACUGAGCCUGUGUUCGAGUCAGACUCUGGCAGCCCCCUGAGGGCGAGAGCUUGUCUGAGUGACACUGAAGACAACCACUCUGAUUCGCUCAGGCGAUGUAAACGAUCUGGUCUUCGUCAACCAGCCACGCCCCCCAGCCUGGACUUGGCCAUGGACUUGUGGGAUGGCUCCGCCCACAAUGCCAAAUAUGGGGGUCAAGGUGAGGGACGAGCAUUGAUGAUGAUCUGAUCUGAUCUCAUUAUCUCUAGCCUAUGGUGGGCCUACAUCCAUCGGACGUCUGAUCUGACCGUCCACCCUAAUGAGUGGAGACCAACUAAUCAAAGGAGCCCACUGGCCUCCAGAAGACACGCCCACCAAGCUGCAGUGCAAGAUGGGAAAUUGGUAGAGGAAGACAAGAAAUACCAUGGAUCCGUUAGCCCCAUGCGUUGCCGUGGCAACACUGAUACCCAGGAGAGCUACUGGUCGCAAGCCCUGCAGGACCUGGAGACGUGCGGCCAAUCAGAAAUUCUCAGAGAGCUGGAGGCCACCAUGAUGUCAGGCAGCACGCUGAGUUUUGGGGACGAGAGCGAGGUCUGUAACGACGGUGAACUCAAACCUCCAGCACUGGAACUGAAGCAGUGCUGGGAUUGCUGCACAGAAACCGAGCUAAAUGACUCGAACACCACCGUGCCCUUAGAGCUACAUAAGAUCUGUGUGUUGAAGGAUAAAGAGAGCCUGGAUUUUGGCUUCAGUGUGUCUGAUGGCUUACUGGAGAAGGGUGUGUUUGUGAACAUGAUCCGUCCAGAUGGUCCUGCAGAUCAGGCAGGGUUACAGCCAUACGACCGCAUUCUUCAGGUGAAUCAUGUUCGCACGCGAGACUUUGACUGCUGCUUAGCUGUUCCUCUGAUUACCGAGGCAGGAGAUCAGCUUCAGCUUGUUAUCAGCAGGAACCCUCUCGUACAGGCUCCUCAGUGGUCCCCUGAAGACAGUCAGGACCCCUCGGACAUACUUCCUACUGUCAGUGUCCACAGCCCCAAAAAGACAGAACUCGGGCCUGAGAUGGUGCCACUGAGCGGCGGUUUACUGUAG